AUGAACAUUGUAGGAAAGCUCAGUUUAAUGAUACCGUGGAGUAUAUUCUUGCUUCAUUCACUGCUGUCCACUUUGCAAGGAUCUUAUUGCAAGCUUCCUCUUUUGAGAAGAACUUUGAGAACUGAGUCUAAUGCAACUCGACAGAAAAGAGAUCUUGUAACAGCCGAGGUUCAAUCUGCCUCUCGGUUGCACCAUCAUGGGACCCUGAUGCGGAGUCCACCAGGAGGUUCAUGUCCUCAGGAGUGCCUUAAUGGAGCAGCCUGCACAGAGGGAGGUGACUGUGACUGUCAGUUAUUCCAGGCUCAAGGAAGCAGGUGCCAAAUUGUACCUAACACUGGCAAGGACCGAGAUGGGAUUUGCAAAUCAUGGGGACAGUAUCAUUUUGAAACAUUUGAUGGCAUCUACUACUACUUCCCAGGGAAUUGCUCCUAUAUAUUUGCAAAAGACUGCAGUACUCUGGAGCCCCAAUACACUGUUUGGGUUCAUAACAGUCCUCACUGUUAUGGUUCAGUAUAUACUUGUCAUAGGUCUAUCAGCUUAUUUUUUUCAAACCAAGAAGAAAUAAUGAUUUCAGGACAUGAAGUAAGAAAAAAUGGAAUCAGAUUAAUAUUGCCUCAGACAGUUGGAAAUGCUUUCAUUGAGAGACUGGCUGACUAUAUUCUUGUGAAGACUACCUUUGGUUUUUCUCUUGCUUGGGAUGGCAACUCUGGUAUUUAUAUUAAGCUGACAGAAGAUCAUAAGGGAAAACCUUGUGGCCUUUGUGGAAAUUUUAACGGCAAUAAAUAUGACGACCUGAUACUUCAAAACAGUGAAUAUACAGAAGACAUUGCUGAAUUUGCAAAUAGCUGGGCUGUGCAAGCCUCAGACGAUAUAGCUUGUGUCCCUACUGCCUCAGAUUUUUCCAGUCCUUGCUCAGCCAAUGCAGAAUCCACUGAGGACAUAUUCUUCAAGUGCCAAAUAUUCCUACAGUUUCCUUUUCUCAGCUGUCAUGAAAGUAUAGAUCCGUAUUCUUACAUUUCAAGUUGCAUGAAUGAUCUUUGCAGAGUGGAUGAUGAUGAAACAUACUGCAGGGCAGUGACAGAGUACGCUAGAGCAUGUUCUCACGCUGGGUCCCCGGUGCGGGACUGGAGGGAUGACUUUCCUGCCUGUACUGAGAAGUGUGAAGACACCUUUGUUCACCGUGACUGUAUCAGUUGUUGUCCACCAACUUGCACCUUUGAAAAGGAUUGUCUUGGCAGCAAUCUGCACUGUUUAGAUGGCUGUUACUGUCCAGAUGGUCUCAUUAUGGAAAAUGGAACUUGUAUCUCUUUGUCAAAUUGUCCUUGUAUUUAUCAUGGAACUGCUUUCCCUGUAGGCUCAAAAAUUGAACAAGAAUGUAGCAACUGUAUUUGUGUUGGUGGCAUUUGGAACUGCACUGAUCAUGAUUGUCCAGCUGAGUGCUCCAUCACGGGCAGCUCUCAUUUCACAACAUUUGAUGGACGCCAUUUUACCUUUCUUGGGAUUUGCCAGUACAUUUUGGUAAAAGGCACUGGAAAAAACAAAUUCACAAUCACUUUACAAAAAGCACCUUGUGGAGAGAACUUUGACCAUGCCUGCAUUGAGUCUAUAACACUGGUUCUUGAAGAUGACGUGAGGAAACAAGUAACUCUCACAAGAUAUGGUCAAAUCCAAGCUGUCCCUAACCAAGUUUUUAACCUCAAUGGGGCUAUUGAAAUUCAGAAUAUAUCUUCUUUCUUUGUUCAACUGAAAACUAGUUUUGGUUUGAAGAUACUGUUUGCUAAAGAUGGAGAGAGGAUCUAUGUUCAAGUUGAUGUCAGAUGGAAGAGAAGAACAUUAGGACUGUGUGGAACUUACAAUGGAAAUUUAAGAGAUGAUUUUCUAUCUCCAGCAGGGAUGAUAGAAGGGACCCCACAACUUCAUGCCAAUGCAUGGAAGGUUUCCUCAGCUUGCUCCAUGCCUAUCAAUAUUCCUGUGGUUGAUCCCUGCAAUGUGAAUCAGCAAAAUGCUGGGUAUGCAUCUCACUGUGAUAUCAUCAACCAAGAGGUGUUUGCUCCCUGCCAUGCCUACAUCAGUCCAGGGCUGUACUACCAGCUCUGCCGCUUUGACGCAUGCAAAUGUGGAAGCAGCUGCCUGUGCAACGCUUUGGCACACUAUGCUUAUGUCUGUGGCAAGCACGGCGUCGCCAUUGACUUCAGAUCUCAUGUUUCUUACUGUGCUGUGAUGUGUCACAGUGGUAUGCUUUAUCAUCAGUGCUCUUCUUUUUGUAAACAUUCCUGUGCUUCACUUUCCAUGGCAAAUAUCUGUGCUGAUGACUGUGCAGAAGGAUGUAAUUGUCCUGAUGGGAAGUAUUUUGAAGAGUCAGUCAACUUUUGUGUAUCAAUAUCUGGCUGUCAUUGUCAUUACAAAGGCAAAGCACUGCAGCCUGGAGAAAUCCUUCCUACGCCAACAGGCUCCUGUCAAUGUUUGAAUGGAACAGUGACAUGUAUUGAAGCCACUACAGAAAACAUAGUUCACACAUGCCCUGAAGGAAAAAUCUACUAUGACUGCAGAUCUCCUGUGCCUGGGUUACCAGCAGCAGGUGUGAACUGUGGGAUCUCUUGUGCGAACCUUGCCAUGAACUUCUCCUGUGUCCCCUCACCACCCUGUGCAAGUGGCUGCAUUUGCCCCCCUGGGAUGGCUGAGCACAGAGGGAAAUGUUAUAUUCCUGACAGUUGUCCAUGCACCUGGAAAGACAGAGAAUUUCUGUCAGGAGAAGUGAUAGCUACUCCAUGUUACACCUGUGUUUGUCGGAGAGGUGUCUUCAACUGCACCAGUUACCCCUGCCCUGCUGUGUGCACCAUUUAUGGAGACCGACACUAUUACACCUUCGAUGGGCUGGAGUAUGAUUAUGUCAGUGACUGCCAAACUUACCUGCUAAAGAGCACAGAUAACUCAAAUAUAUCUAUAAUUGCUCAGAACAAAAAGUGCUUUGACAAUGAUAUUGUUUGCUCAAAGAAUGUUUUCAUCACUGUUGGAGACACUGAGAUUUAUUUUAGCGAACCUUCUGAGAAGCAGGUUAGUUAUUUUCUUUCCUUUUUUGAAAACAAAUCUAACUAUCAGCUCUGGAAGGCUGGAUAUUAUACUGUGAUACACUUUCCAGAACAGGACAUUACGAUUCUGUGGGAUAAGAAGACAAUGAUGCAUGUAAAAGUUGGACCUCGAUGGAAGGGAAAACUGGCAGGCUUGUGUGGAAAUUUUGACAAAUAUACUUCAAAUGAUCUGACUACAUCAAACAACAUGGAGGUGAGAAAUGCACAGGUGUUUGGAGACAGCUGGGUAUUAGGACAGUGUAAGAGCCCAAAUGAAACACUGAGACCAUGUGAAGUACAUCAGAGCAAGUUCCCUUAUGCAAAAAAGGAAUGCUCAAUUUUAUACAGUGAUCUUUUUGCACCUUGUCGCAAUGUGAUUGAUGUGACUUCUUUUAUCAAAAAUUGUCACACAGACACAUGCAACUGCAAUCUUGGUGGGGACUGUGAGUGUCUGUGUACCAGUAUUGCAGCUUAUGCCCACAAGUGCUGCCAGCAAGGAGCAGCGAUUCACUGGCGAUCUCCUCUGCUCUGUGCUUAUGACUGUGAAUAUUACAACCAAGGUCUUGGUGAAGGACCCUAUAUUUUGGCAAGUUUUGGAGUGAAUGACACAAUUAUAGGGGCUAAUGUAUCCAGCAGAAGGAUAUUUCCCUUGCCUAGAACUGGAGCGCACGGAAAUGUAAUUUUCAGUUUCAUGAUAACUCCAGGUCUUUUCAAAGAUAAAGAUUUAUCUCUGUCCCUUGUUUCCCUUGAAUCUGCUGAAAGACCAAACUACUUUCUGUAUGUACAUGACAAUGAAACCAUCGGGUUGGAGCAGUGGCAGGCAAAUGCCUCCUUUCAGAGACGAGCCACCUUCUUCCACCACCAGGGUCUCUGGAGUCCAGGGCUCAGUGCCUUCGAGCUGCACAGUAAAAAAGGCUUUUUCAUCAUUCUCACCUCAUCCAGUGUGAAAGUGGAAAAGUAUGAUGGUUCGGAAGAAUUCAAACAUUUCAGUAGUUUUAGUAUUGAAGAACUCAGUGCUUCUGUGCCUUACAGAAGGAUGUGUGAAUGGCGAUAUGAAUCUUGUGCUAAUCCUUGUUUUAAGACAUGUAGUGAUCCUGAAGGAACAGCAUGUAAAUUUCUUCCUCUGGUUGAAGGAUGCAUGCCAUACUGUCCCAAAAACAUGAUCCUUGAUGAGAUCACACUUAGAUGUGUUUAUCCAGAAGACUGCAUACCUCUGACACCUACAGAAUCAGACUUUGGACUGAAGCCUUCACUGAUAACCUCUCACAUGGGUCCUACCACAGAGAGAUUUCCUCAGACACUCCCUGUAUUUGUUACUUCAAGGAAUAAAUCAACUCUCAUCGGUGUGACAGACAAAAUAACCAUAAAUGCAAAUGCAGCUUCAAGGGGAAUGAAUAUGUCAGCACAGUCCAUUACAGACUUUUAUUCAUUGGAAGCUUCUAAUGCAGCCACCUAUUCAACAUUUUCAUUACCAAGUACAGUGGAGCCUUCUGAUGUACUUCACAGCACAGCCCGCCCUACUGUCCUUUCCAAACCCAUCCCUUCAACAGAUUUUCCAAUUCUUUUCCAAGGCUCAGCAGUCACAUCAUGUACUGACUGCUCUAAUGCAUCUAUAACUUUACCCAUUACAAUAACAACUCAAACAACCCUGCUCAGUGCAAGUCCUGUUGCAGCACAUUCUGCAUUAUUAACACCCACUUCCCUAGUGGUAGUUCCGUUUUCACUCGAAACAUCAACCACUCAGCUAGGAACAGUUCGACUUUCCUCAGCACUAACAACUCUAGCCUCCAAGAUAUCUUUGGUCACUUCUGAGCUGCCUGCAGGGAUUGGGAAGAGUAGGAAUCCUUCAGUAAGUCAUUCUAAGGGAGCAGAAACACACUCUGAAGUGUCUUUGUCUGCCUUGGGGGCUGACAGAGAAACUUUCACAAGACCUGUAUUUCUUCUAGAUCCACGACUGACACUAAGAACGUCUACUUCUCCUAUAUCUACUCUACCUGUUAGAACUAGGUCUGGCAUUAGUCAAACUGCAGUGUACCCAACACCCAGUUCUGCACUGACUUCAGCUGCUCCUCAAAUUCCUAUGGCUACUAGAUUUUCUAGCUCUGAGACAAGUGUUCCUCAAUUAAUCACAGUUUCAUAUUUCAAAACAGCAAAACCUUUGUCUAAAACUUCUCUGUUAUCAUUAAAUGUUAGCUCUUCAACCAGUUUUCCUCCAAAGCCACUUUCAUCUUCAGUGCAAACUUCAACAACUGUUCCAGAGCAGACAUCUCCAUUAAAAAAUGGCAGUAUUUCUGCUGCUCUGCCAAUAAUGACUGUAUCUUCACCUCAAGUUGUUUCUAAAAUCCCUAGAAACACUUCAAGUGCUGCAACAUGCACAGUAUCUACACCAGUCCAUUCUGUGUAUACCUCCCUGAAGCCCAAAGCUAUGCCAGAUGCCACUCUUGCCUCCAAAAGUUUUUAUACAGUACCUUCUAGUGCCUCCACUCCUCUAAUCAAUUCAACAAUCUUUGAUAGGUCUGUAGUGAGUAAAACCUCAACAGAAAAUAAGCAAAUAAUGCACACUGAUCUCUUUUCAUUAUCAUUUAUUUCUAAAAAGCCAAAGAAAUCUGUUACAUCUUCAGCCUUCCCUCUCAGGACAUUGGUAUUACCUCUAAAUUCUACACCCACUUCAGAACUUACAGAGUACCCAAAAAGUUCAGAUACAGAAUUAAAAACUGACCCUGUGGCUCAAAGUUCAGGUACUUCCAUUUCCAAAAAUCCUUCUUUUACAAGGUCAUUAUCUUUACUUACAACCUUGUUAUCAACAUCAGAACCAUCUUAUGUGACAUCUCAGACUACAAGUUCUUCAUUGAUUCCCACAGUUAGUAGCACAUCCCCACUAACACAAAAUAUAAGUGCUACCCAAGCAUCAGUUCCGUCUCUAGAUACACAAGGAACUUCAAAAAUUCCAAUUAUAGAUCUUGCAACUUCUGUGGAUUUUUCUAAAUUCACUUUAAAAAUAAGUCUCUCUACCAACUUUUCAGCAGCACUAAAAACAUCCAUUGUAGUGCCCUCUUUACUAACACCUAACACCUCUGAAAUCAGUUUAGAAAGCCAGCCCUCUAUGCCUUCACCUCCUCCUAAGACCACUCAUAUCUCUAAUGUUUCUCUAGGAAAGCAGAGUUCUUCGGUAAGUUCUUCAGGAGAAGAAGGAACAAUAUCAGCCAUACCAGCUGGAAUCAUCGCUCAAUCCACUACACCACUGGUCAGGAACACAACAGUGAAUGCUACAUCCUCAAAAGCACCUUAUAUUUAUGCAAAAAUGCUACCUAGCUCUUCAGCCAGUUUAUUAGUUACUUCAGGGACCACCACCCUGGCCUCAAGGAUUACUACAAAAACUGCUGAUUCUUUUGUUGUCAAUUUGGAUUUUUACAUGGCUUCAGCUUCAGUUCCUACCACCAUAGAAACACACAAAUCUUUAUUUACAACUGCAGUAACUCAAGCUUCACAGAGCACUAGAGAAACUCCAAAGAUUAAUAUAAUGAAAACAACUGGUACUACAAAUCCAUUAUCACAGAUGAAGAGUACCUCAUACAUAGCAUCAGAAAUUAAAUAUACAACUUCAUUUGAAAACACUGUGGAUAUUUCAGAAGAUGGUCAGAUGUCACAUGAGCAAAAAAAUGCUACCAAGAUAAAUGCUACAACCACAACUGACAAAUCCUCCCCACCUUAUUUGCCAGUAACCACACUUCAGAGUCUGCUUUUUUCAAGAAAUACAACCUCAGUCAAAAAUAUCUCUAUUUCUGGAGUCCUGGAUGUAGUGACAUCAGAUAGGUCCAAAAUCCCAACACAGAAGCCCAUUACGCCUUAUUUUAGUGUAACAGAGGCCACAGAGUUGCAAACCAGAGCUAUACUAGAUUUGUCUCUUUCUAGUGGUGGAAUGGCUCUGCCUUCCUCAUCAGAGACGACGGCUGUAGAUGACAAGGCUUACUUUGGCACGAUGAUGCACACACUGAUAUCUACAUCUUCUGAGUGUGUGCCAAGAUACCUUGAACCUGUUGACAAAUGUAGUCAGUAUGUAUGUGUGAAUACGGCUUGGAUGUUAUACAAUCUUUCAAGGAACUGCCCUAAGGAUGUGCAGAAGCCAGAUUGUGGUUUUCGAGGAAUGCCUGUUCAAGUUAACACUGACAGCUGUUGUCCAGAAUGGCAAUGUCCCUGUCAGUGUUCUGUACUGUCAGAACUGAGUGUUAUUACAUUUGAUGGAAACAACAUAGCCCUCUGUAAUAUGGCUUCCUAUGUUUUAGUCAAGUUACCAGGAGAAAUUAUUGUUGCUCAUAUUGAAAAAUGUCCUGCUAAUCAGAGUGCAAAUUCAAUAAGAAAACUAGUGCCACCUGCAAACACUUCAGGACUCUGUUUUAAGAAAUUAAAUGUCACAACGCACACUUGUCAAAUACUUAUCAAUCGUUUAGCAAGAAAAGUAGUUGUAGAUUCUGAAAUUCAACCAUUACCAUUUUCAAGAGAAGGACUGAAUGUUCAGGAUACUGGUGCAAUGUAUGUGGUUAAUACCCCAGGUGGGAUUAGCAUCAAGUGGGCUCACGUUACAGGCAUCAUAGAUAUACAGUAUGGACUGCACCCUAACACAACGAGGAAGACAGAAGGACUUUGUGGGGUGUGUAAUGGAGAUCCUAGUGAUGACCUGAAAAUGCAAAACAUGACCAUAAUUACAAAUAUGGAGGAAAUUGAAAUGUUCAUUAAGAGCUGGGAAAUUGGGAAAUCACUUGAUGUAACAACUAGGAGGCCAGUAAGAAACUGUACUGAAGAUAACUGCACAUACUGUAUGGAACUGUUAAACAGAAGCAUUUUCAUCCCUUGUCAUAAGAAAGUGUCACCACAGGAAUUUUGUGAGAAGAUGUGGAUCAACAGUACUAAUUUUUGGAACUAUGAGUGUGAUGCACUUUCUGCAUAUGUGGCUUUAUGCAACAAGCACAACAUCUGCAUUAAAUGGAGGACACCUAAUUACUGUUCACUGAGCUGCCCUGAGGGCAAGGAAUACCAGCCUUGUGUGCAACCCUGUGAAGCCAAGACAUGCUUGAAUAAAUGGUUCUAUGAGGAUUCUCCCUGUUCCUAUUUAAGGGAAGAUUGUGUGUGUAAAAACGGCACCAUUCUGCAUAGAACAGACUCAGACCUCUGUAUACCAGAAGAAAAAUGUACAUGUACAGAUAAUAAAGGACAACCCCGCUCUGCUGGGGAGAUCUGGAAUGGGUCCAUGAGAGGGUGCUGCAUGUACAGCUGUUUAGAAAAUGGAAGCAUUAUUGCUGUAGAACCUGAGUGCAGUGAGGAUCCACCACCAGUCUGUGAAAGAGAAGGGGAAGUUCUACUCCAUGUCAUUGAAGAGAGAGCUUGCUGUCCCAAGAAAGUUUGUGAAUGUAACAUGUCAUUGUGUGAUGCCAUUAUUCCAACAUGCAAACCCAAUGAAAAAUUAGUGGCAGGCUACCACCCCCUGUCCUGCUGCCCACAGUACCGAUGUGAAUGUGAUCCUUCAGUUUGUUUCAAUGCCUCGCAGCCUGACUGCAGAGAAGAUCAGUUUAUUGUUGAGGCAAAACAGGAAGACCCCUGUUGUUUCUCUCAUCUCUGUGUGUGUGAAUCCUGUAUUGAACCUGUUCCCUUGUGUAGUGAAGGGGAAAUUCUCACUGUAGACCUUAAUACCAUACACUACUGCUGUCCUCAUUACUACUGCGUUUGUGACGAAAAUCUUUGUUCUGAGCCUCCUAUGAUUUGCACAGAUGACAUGACACCUGUGAAGGAAAAAAUACUCGGGCAAUGUUGUCCAGAAUGGCACUGUGAAUGUAGUUGUGAAAAUGCUACCAUGCUGACCUGUAAAUUGGGAGAAGUUAAAAAAAUAGAUAGCAGUGUUUCCAGUGCUUGUGGAUGCACUCACUAUAUUUGUGAGAAGGAUGAUGUGUGCAUCUUCCAAGAGGUCACAGUACUGAAUCCUGGGCAGUCAGUGAUUCAGUACUUGGAUGGAGACCUUUGUUACACUGUACAGUGUUUGCAAGAAAAAGAUCAGAACACAGGCUACAAUGCCAUGCAUUUCACAAUGAUGAACUGCUCCCAGCAAUGUGAAGCUCAUCAAGUAUAUAUUCCUUCCUUCAGUCACGAUACUUGUUGUGGUACGUGUCAAAAUGUGUCCUGCUCUUUUCAUACAGAGAAUGGAACACUGAUUUUGUAUGAGGAAGGAAGCACUUGGACCUCCAACUGCACCAACUACAAAUGUGUUAAGACUGCUGCAGGGGCUAUUGCACUGGGAUCAAGUGUUGUCUGCCCCCCAUUUAAUGAUACUGAGUGUACAAAGAAUGGAGGAAUUGUGCAGACGUAUAAUGAUGGCUGCUGCAAGACCUGCAAAAAGGAAGAAAGGAUUUGCCAGAAAAUGACAAUUAGGACAACCAUAAGAAAAAAUGACUGUAUAAGUCAAAGCCCGGUCAAUGUGGCUUCAUGUGAUGGCAAAUGCCCAUCUGCAACAAUUUACAAUGUCAAUAUUGAUAGCCAUCUAAGAUUCUGUAAAUGUUGUCGAGAAAUCGGAACACGAGUCGUGACCGUGCCCUUGCGCUGCUCAGGAAACGGCACCGAAAUUAUGUACGUCAUUCAAGAGCCCAUAGACUGCUCGUGCCAGUGGAACUGAACCUUGCUGUGGACAUGAUUUGGCUUUCACCAGACACAGUUUUUUGGUCAUGGAUGGGUAUAGUACUCUGCAGGGAAAUAGAAAAGGCAUCGGUUAUGCUUUAUAAUGUAACUUUUCCCAAAUUUAGCAAAGAUGGUUGUUCUUCAAAUUGUCCUUGAAAAUAUUGGCAAGAAUAGAAAGAAAAACAUAAAUCCUGUUGAACAAGGUGUAGUUUAUCCAUCAUUUAUUUCUACUCAGUGGCUUUCUGUUGAGGUGGUGAAAAAAGCUGGUUAGUAUUUCCAGUAUUUUAAAAUUUUGGAUCAUGGAUACCUAUCAAAGUAGAGAAUUUCUCAAACAAUUUCUCAUUAGUUCAUUUACUUGGAGGCCUCCAGCUGAAAACCAUCACCAGUCCUAUGUUUAAAUUGGAAAGAAGCAUAUUAGGAUUUUGAAAAUGACUGAAUUAAUUUAUUUUAAAAAUAGUGGGUUCAACUGUAACAUUUUUACCUUGCUCAAAAAUCUAUCCUUUGUCCAGUAAGCUAUUGUCAAUGAUUGGAUUCUGCUUACACUGUAAGCCACUGAGAUACAACUCAACUGUGAUCUGUAAGUACUUGAUGGAAACCUCCAGAGUAUAUAGCAGAAUCAUAAUAUCUUGAAACUUAGAUAUGUUUAAUUUUUAUGUAUAUUAUAAAUAUUAAUUAUGAAUAGGCAAAGGCUGAAGAGUGAUAGCUUUUGUGCGUUAAAAAUAUCUGAAAGCCAUUUCUGCUAUGAAGGUUUCCAUUUUAUAUCCAUUUUUUCCCUUUUCACAGAAAAGAAAUUGGCUGUUUGCUAGUAUAGAAUAAGAUUAUAUGUAUAUAUAUUUAUUUAAAAACCCCCACAAUA
Melospiza melodia melodia is the source of this 10584-nucleotide messenger RNA. RefSeq names its product otogelin like (gene OTOGL). The transcript is spliced from 57 exons. Lineage: Eukaryota; Metazoa; Chordata; Aves; Passeriformes; Passerellidae. Bases 1 to 9726 code for a protein of 3241 amino acids. Gene Ontology annotation, biological process: L-arabinose metabolic process. Gene Ontology annotation, molecular function: alpha-L-arabinofuranosidase activity; protein binding. Gene Ontology annotation, cellular component: extracellular matrix. The record is from RefSeq and is a predicted model, not a curated record.